Messenger RNA from Postia placenta MAD-698-R-SB12, 2878 nucleotides. Its product is annotated as glycoside hydrolase family 5 protein. Gene Ontology annotation, molecular function: beta-glucosidase activity. The transcript has 7 exons. Lineage: Eukaryota; Fungi; Basidiomycota; Agaricomycetes; Polyporales; Adustoporiaceae. Bases 1 to 2472 code for a protein of 823 amino acids. Gene Ontology annotation, biological process: glucan catabolic process. The record is from RefSeq and is a predicted model, not a curated record. Gene Ontology annotation, cellular component: cell surface; extracellular region.
AUGUCCUACGAUCCAUUGCCUGCGCGGUCCUUCGCCCCAUCUCGGCCCCGUCCCUCUACCUCUUCUUCCCCAGCUGAAAUGGAACCUCUCGACUCCCACUUCGACGCCAGCCCGCCCGGCACCCCUCGCAAUCCCUUCAUGGGCCGCGCCCUCGUAGACGACCCCGCCGCCUCCCGGCCCUCCUUCUCCGGCUCAAACAACUCUGGUCCGUCCUCCCAUGCUGCCACCGCCGACGAGUACCAGUCGUCCCUCCGUGCACUCAACUUCAACGGCGGCGGAGGCGGCGGUGUUGCUCUCAAUGAGCCCGGCUUCUACGGCCUCAAUUAUUAUCGCGACUACCCCGCGUCCGGCGACCUCAACGCCUCCGAGCAGACCCUCGGCUCCGCCGUGCCCAAGCUGCACAACUCUCCCGGCAGCAACGCCAGCCCGUACCUCAGCGAAAAGCGCGCCGCCGGGUACGCGUCUCCUCGCACGCGUUCCCGCCGGCGCGCAAUCCUCAUCGUCGGCGGUAUUGCGCUCGCCAUCGUCAUAAUCGUAGUCACCUGUGCCGUCUACUUCUCCGUCAAGUCGCACCGCGACGCCGACGCGUCCUCCGACCUUGCCAGCGGCAGCUCUGGCUCAUCGUCCGCGUCACCGACGGGGGCCUCCGCUAGCGGCAGCACCAGCAACGCGAUUGUCACCGGUGGCGACGGAAGCACGGUCACCAUGGCGGACGGUACCACGUUCACCUACACGAACACAUUCGGCGGGUACUGGUACUAUGACCCAAGCGACCCGUUGAAGAACUGGGCACGCGCCCAGAGCUACACUCCUGCCCUGAACGAGACGUUCCAGUACGGCACGGAGUCUAUUCGAGGUGUGAACCUCGGUGGCUGGCUCGUGACGGAGCCAUUCAUCUCACCGUCGCUGUUCGAGCCAUACGCGAACACGUCUUUCCCGGCCGUAGACGAGUGGACGCUGAGCGAGAACCUUGGCAACGACACGUCGGCUGGGGGGCUGGCGGGCGUGCUCACGCAGCACUACGAGACGUUCGUGACAGAGCAGGACUUUGCCGAGAUCGCAGGCGCGGGACUGAACUUUGUGCGCAUACCGCUGCCUUACUGGGCGAUCGAGACAUGGGAAGGCGAGCCGUUCCUGCCCAAAGUGGCCUGGACGUACUUCCUCAAGGCGAUCGAGUGGGCGCGUAAGUACGGACUGCGGAUCAAUCUCGACUUCCACUGCCUGCCGGGCAGUCAGAACGGGUGGAACCACUCGGGCAAGCUCGGCUCGAUCAACGUGCUCAAUGGCCCCAUGGGUCUCGCGAACGCGCAGCGCAGCUUGAGCUACAUUCGCAUCAUCGCAGAGUUCAUCAGCCAGCCCGAGUAUGCGCCUGUCGUGCCGCUGUUUUCGAUCACGAACGAGCCUGUGGGGUCAACGAUCGGCCAGCCGAACCUUGAGACAUACUAUGUACAGGCAUACGAUCUCGUGCGGCUCGCAAGCGGGAUCGGCGAGGGCAAGGGGCCGUACGUCGUGUACCACAAUGGUUUCUUUGACCUCAACCUCUGGGCGGGCUUCCUCACGGGUGCAGACCGCAUGGGGUUGGACAUUCACCCGUACGUGUGCUUCGACGGGCAGUCGGCCGCCCCGUACUCGGAGCGGCUGACCGUGCCAUGCGACACAUGGGCCGCGGCGCAGAACGCGAGCAUGAGUGCGUUCGGGCUUACUGUCGCCGGCGAGUUCAGCAACGCGAUCAACGACUGCGGGCUCUGGGUGAACGGCGUCGGCGACGGCACGCGCUAUGAGGGCACAGGCUCGUACACGAGCUACCCGCACAUCGGGAGCUGCGACCCGUGGACGGACUGGCAGAGCUGGAACGCGACUUUCAAGGAAAGCAUCGAGGACUGGGCGCUCGCGAGCAUGAGCGCGUUGCAGAACUGGUUCUUCUGGACAUGGAAGAUCGGUAAUUCCUCCGUGACAGGGACCGUCGAAUCGCCGCAAUGGUCGUACCAACUUGGCCUACAAAACGGCUGGAUGCCCGCAGACCCGCGCCAGGCCGACGGCGUGUGCCAGCCUACGGCGACGUGGGCCGGCCCGCUGUCUGCGUGGCAGACGGGUGGUGCGGGCGCGGGCGCGCUCCCGAGCACGCUAUCGGAGCAGUACCCCUGGCCGCCUGCGUCUAUCAGCAAUCCCGGCUUCUCGGCGAGCGCGGCGUCACUGCUGCCGACGUACACGCCGACGGGGGGCGUCGCGACGCUGGCUGCGCCGACGUUCACCGCGAGUGGGGGCAAGACCGUGAGCGCGAGCGUGGGGAACGGGUGGGAGAACCCGUCGGACACGGCGGGCCAAUAUACCGCGGUGGCGACGUGCAACUACCUGUUCCCGUGGAUCGGGCCGACAAACCCGCCUGCGCCGCUGUGCUCGGGCGGGAAUGCGCGGCGCGAGGCGGCGCCUGUGCCCGUCCCCAUGCCCAUGCCAACACCCCCGCCGUCAUAGCGCGCCGUGCGCGGGUGUAAAUGAUGAUGAUGAUGAUGAUGCCUUGGACUUUUUCGACGGACCUAGACUGUAACGAUAUAUGCAUGCCGUACCACGAGUGACGCAGAUACACAUACAGCACAUACCGUACCGAUGCGUACGACGCAGGAUCGCGUGCGCAUCUUGCGCCGGUCUACUCUACUAGCUACACACCUACUGGUGUUCUGCCGUCCCUGUAUUCUUCUUUCUUUUUCUUUCUUCUUCGUACGCUCAUCGUAGCCUCCUUAUAUUUCGCUUCGAGGUCCUCCCCCACGGAUACUUUUGCAGACCUUUGGUGUCGUGCACACCUCGGACUAUCCACGGCCCUGAAUCCGUCGUCGUAUCCUACCCCUGUGUAUGUCAUAGAAAUACAGUACCGUCCGCGCUC